Messenger RNA from Rasamsonia emersonii CBS 393.64, 2937 nucleotides. RefSeq names its product Para-aminobenzoate synthase PabaA. The record is from RefSeq and is a predicted model, not a curated record. NCBI's taxonomy places the organism in Eukaryota, Fungi, Ascomycota, Eurotiomycetes, Eurotiales, Trichocomaceae. The transcript has 6 exons. The coding region runs from base 1 to 2937 and encodes 978 amino acids. Gene Ontology annotation, biological process: L-tryptophan biosynthetic process.
AUGGUUGCGAAGGGUGUUGCAGGCGAAGAUAUCCAAUUCCUUGUCCAAGUCUUGCAUCCUGAUCCAAACGAUCGGUUGAAUGUACGUGAGAUACUGGAGACCAGCCGUAAAGACGACUAUUCUAACAAAGAGGGCGGAAACAAGAAUAGAAUCUCUUCUCUAAAGCCUUCACAUUCACUAGUUAGGGUUAGGGUUCCGCCAGUCCCGACACCCGAGUCUCGGCAAGCCGCGGCUCUUCUCGGGCCGGCUGGAGGCGUUCUUGGCUCGCAUCAGCAAGGACAAAUUACGAGCAAUUAUUAUUGUUUGUUUUUUUCAGGUUUCCUCCUUGUCGAUAGAUAUACACUUCAUCGUCUUUCGUUUUAUGUAACAUCAACUCUCCUCAGCUAUCUUUCUCCAAUGCAAAUCCCAACCAUCGAGAAUGGGACGUCCGGACGUCCUGCAGCUUCAAUGAACGGAACAUCGUCAGGCCGCAUCCUCUACGUGGAUGCUUACGACUCGUUCUCUUACAAUGUGAUCUCCAUGCUGGAGGAAAACUUGAAUGUCAAAGUCACGGUGAUCACGGUCGAUUCCGAAUGGCCCAAUGGAGGCAUGCUCCAAUUCCUGCGUCUGUUUGAUGCGGUCGUUCUGGGACCCGGCCCGGGAAAUCCCGAGUCAGCGCCCGACGUUGGCAUCAUGAGAGAUCUUUGGACUCUCGACGGUGCGGAAUUAGUUCCAGUCUUGGGCAUCUGUCUUGGAUUUCAGAGUCUGUGUCUUCAUCAUGGGGUUCCAAUACAAAGGCUUCCGUGUCCUCUGCAUGGUCAGGUUCGUCGCAUAAGCACUGUGGAUGAGGACAUAUUUGAGGGAAUGCAAGACUUUGAGGUCACGCUUUACCACUCCCUCUAUGCUGCAGUUGACAGCGUAUCAAACGGAGUGGGUUGUGAGCCAGCAGGGAUUUCACAUUCUUUGGAGCUCUCUUUCCUUGCCUGGUUGUCCAUCAGUGAACCUGAUUCUAAGACCAUCCCAAUGGCUGUGCGUCACAGGAAAAAGCCCUUCUGGGGAUUUCAGUUCCAUCCAGAGUCUUGCAAGUCAGAUGCAACUUCGUGUACGAGCCUAUUAAAGAGAUGGUGGGAGGAGGCUACUGCGUUUAACAAACGAUCUGGACGUUUGAUAUACGCAAAUAAGCCCGGAAUGGUCGAUACAUGUUCCCUCAUACCUACUGUUGAUCCAGAAAUCAGGCAACUUCUCGAAGAGUUGACUGCAGCGUCGUCAGAAAAAUGUACCUUUCGAUCCUUGCCUCUGCAUGAUCUCAGUGCUGAAAAGAUCUUCGAGAUGACAAAUACACCGGGCUCACCAUCAGUCCUUUUCCAGUCGAACGGAAGAUUCAAUGUAAUAUCGAUACUGAGUCCUAACAGCUGGAGGCUGGAAUACUAUGUUCCCAACAAAACUCUGCUUCUCGAAGGACUGGGCGAUCUCGCACAGAAAUCUGUACAGACUGUCCUUGAAGUGGAUGAAUUUUGGAAUACCCUGAGACACGUGAUGAGUAAGAAGAGAGUUCGAUCUGGUCAUGACGAGGUCCCAUUCUGGGGAGGUUUCUUGGGAUACUUUUCUUAUGAAAUGGGACUCGCCGGACUUGCUCAUCCCAAGACUUCACCAGUGCUCGGUAAUUAUAAUUCGCCAACACCGCAGCCAGCAGAGGCGGUGGAUCCCCCAGACGUGAGCUUAUUAUGGGUUGAGAGAAGCAUCGUCGUCGAUAAUGAGUCACGAACAGUAUAUAUCCAAUCUACACGGGAGCUUGAUGACCAGCCAGACGGUUGGCUCGCUCUGACCCAUCGCCGACUGCAAGAUUUUUCCUGUGACCAUUCCCUUCGAGUGAAGUCGUCGAAAACAGAUUCCAAAUGUCCCGAAGUUGAUCGUCAUAGUCUUCUAGAAGCCGCAGAAACAGAGCUUAUCGGUCGCGUCCUUGACGGGGCCACUGUCGAUAUUCCCGACGAGGAAUCCUACAAAAGUCAGGUAGCCACUUGCAAAUCGCAGCUCGAAGCGGGAGAAUCCUACGAGCUGUGUUUGACGGGCGAGACAUCUAUCACGUUGCCUGCCCUUCCGGACGAGAACUUGCGCAAUCUGCGCCCAUGGUUGCUAUACAAGAAACUCAAAACGUAUAACCCGGCCGCGUUCAGUGCGUACGCGCGGCUGGGUAAUGUCAAGAUAGCCAGCAGCAGUCCGGAGUGUUUUCUCAACUGGGACCGACAGUCGAUGUUAGAGAUGAAGCCAAUGAAGGGGACGGUCAGGAAGUCGGCGGAUAUGACUCUGGAGAAGGCCAAGGAGAUUCUCGGCACGACGAAAGAGAUGGCAGAAAACCUGAUGAUUGCGGAUCUGGUGCGCCAUGAUCUCUAUGGCAUCUGCGGGUCGGGGAACGUGCAUGUUGAGAAGCUCCUCGAAGUCGAGGACCACGGGCGGGUCUACCAGAUGAUCACGCAUGUCAAGGGAAUUGUGAAGGAUCAUCAGCCUGCAGAAGAGCCAACCAAUAUGUCUUUCUACGGUAUCACAGCCUUGCAGCGCUGUCUUCCACCAGGAUCGAUGACUGGCGCGCCCAAGGAGCGUUCGUGCAUGCAUCUUUCAUUGAUUGAACAGCGCAAACGCGGGAUCUACUCCGGAGUCAUGGGGUACCUCGAUCUGGGAGGUGCAGGCAGCUUUUCCGUUGUCAUCCGGACCGCAUUCAGCUGCUCUGAUGAUCAGCCCGGCAAAGACGAAUUAUGGCGCGUCGGGGCUGGCGGAGCCAUCACCAUCCUUAGCACAGCUGAGGGUGAAUGGGAUGAGAUGAUGACCAAAUUACGGACUGUGAUUCAAUUUUAUGUUUACAUGCACAUGCACUUGAAAAUUCAACAUUCAACGUUUCCGUGGCAUGGCGUGGAGUGGCGUGGUGCGGCGUUCAACAUGCAGUUCGUAAGUUGGGGGAAAUAA